UGAAACUUUAAUUCAUUCAAGAACGGAUGUUAUUCCUCGCCUCCUUCCCCCCUUUCCUUCCUUCAUCCUCGUUACAACUACCACUAGCACCAAGGCCCAGCUAGGCUCACGCGGAACGACUUGUUUGUCUUAUUAGCCGUGCCUUUAUCUACUGCUUAGCGAUGUCGCACGUAGCCGCCCAAACCGCUAGUCCAACAGACGGGAAAAAGGCAAAUGAAACUACUACUCCAAACAUUCUCCCUCCAACGAGCCAACAACAAACCUUCACGCUUCCCUCGUCACCCUCCAGCCCACCUUCCUUCAAGUUACCUCCGGAUCUGGAUCUAACCAGACCGAUUUCGCAACUAUUGAGGGAGGGUACGGCAGAUGUUCAUACAGCCGUUGAGGAUUCCGAAGGCGCACAAUUACUUACACAGGGCCAACUUGGCAAUCGGGAAUAUACGAGGGUUCUGUUUAUGCUUUGGCAUAUUUACGAUGAACUGGAACGAGGACUGUACGAACAUCGUGAACAUCCGGUCCUAUACCAUAUCUACCACCCACGAGUCUUCUCUCGCGCAUCAGCUCUCUCCUUCGACAUAUGUCAUCAUCUCGGAACCGUGACAUGGCAAACCGAUCCUUUCUACGUCUCCUUCUACAACAACAUUCCCAAACCCGUUCAAGCUUACAUCGAUCGUCUUUCCUAUCUUGGUCGUUCUGAAGCUACGAGCGAAGAGGUAUCCUGUCUUGCAGCGCAUGCGUACGUACGGUAUUUAGGGGACUUGAGUGGAGGGCAGAUGAUUAGGAGGAAGCUCAUCAAGUCGUAUGGAUUGUAUGAGGAUGGUGAAGGGAGUGCGUUUUAUAAUUUUAGGACGUUGGAUUAUAGGACUGGCGAUCGGCCUGCGGAGAUGCAUGAGAUUAGGAAGAUUAAGGCUUGGUUCAAGGAAGGGCUUGAUGAGGCUGUCACAGAUCCUAAGCUAAAAGAACUCGUCAUCGCAGAAGCACAUGCUGCUUUCCUUUACAAUGGGGGUCUGUUCUCCUGCAUAGACACCACGCAAACGCUAGAGAAAGAGAACGAAUUAAAAGCUCAAUCUGCUUCGGCGUACCCAGGCGCUCAUAUCACUCAGACGUUGCUUAGAGCCGGGAAUGGUGGCGGGGUGAUGACUAGUGUGGGGGCGUUUGCUGCGUUGGUGGUGUUAGCUGCAUGUGGGGCCCAUUUGGUGCUGACGAUGGGUGGGGUGACGGGUGAGGGUGGGAAGAAAGGGUUGGAGGGUGUUUAUGGGUGGUUGGUUUCGGGUUUUGCUAGGGCAAACGGAAGUGGCCAGGAGCAGGCGAGCGUUGUGUAGGAUCGGCCAGAUGGGUCUGCUCGUCAUUGAUAACCACGAGUUCGCUGCAAUCAGGUCCUUCCCAUUCCAUUCUAACAUUUGCUUAAUUGACUGGACGGUCACGUCCAUACAGGAAAUUCAGUCUUCUUGGUUCCAUGGUUUACAUUUCGCAAAUUUUGUAUACUACCUG
This is a messenger RNA of Cantharellus anzutake, 1491 nucleotides long. RefSeq lists its product as uncharacterized. Gene Ontology annotation, biological process: heme oxidation. Bases 162 to 1322 code for a protein of 386 amino acids. The transcript is spliced from 4 exons. The record is from RefSeq and is a predicted model, not a curated record. Gene Ontology annotation, molecular function: heme oxygenase (decyclizing) activity. NCBI's taxonomy places the organism in Eukaryota, Fungi, Basidiomycota, Agaricomycetes, Cantharellales, Hydnaceae.